Messenger RNA from Aegilops tauschii subsp. strangulata, 1694 nucleotides. Its product is annotated as disease resistance protein RGA2-like. The record is from RefSeq and is a predicted model, not a curated record. NCBI's taxonomy places the organism in Eukaryota, Viridiplantae, Streptophyta, Magnoliopsida, Poales, Poaceae.
AUGGAUCUUGUCAUAGCCGCUGUCGCAGGUGAUCUCUCGAACCGUUUCAUCUCUUUCCUGAUGAACAAGUACGCAGAUCACGCGUGCUUGGAGGACAAGGUGGAGAGACUGCAACAGCUCUUGCUGAGAGUUGGCAUGGUUGUUGAGGAGGCAGACUCGCGGUACAUCACCAACUCUUGUAUGCUCAUACAGCUGAAGACCCUGGCGGCAGCCAUGUACCAAGGCCACCAUGCACUCGACACCAUCAAGUAUGGGAAACAGAAGGAUGUUGCAGAGGAAUUGGUAUGUGACGCAUUCGCCUUAUCUGUCUCCACUCCUUGCAAACGUUCUCGCACAUUCGGUAAACGUGCAACAAACAGGGUUCUCGAACCAGAGUUGCAAAGCGCGCUGCAGAACCUAGAGGCUAGUGUUGCUAACAUGGCGGAGUUUGUCGUGCUUUUGGGGGGAUGCGAGCGCAUCUCCCGUAGACCCUAUGAUGCAUAUCUUUACAUCGAUAACUUCAUGUUUGGUCGCCAUGUCGAGAAGCAGCAGAUCAUCAGGUUCUUGCUGCACCACAACACCCCUGGUUCUCCGGCCGUGCUUCCAAUCAUUGGUGGUGCUGGAGUUGGGAAGAAAACUCUUGUCGCCCAUGUAUGCGACGAUGAGAGGGUGCGUUCUCACUUUUCUGUGAUUUUGCACCUGAAUGGAGAUCACCUUUUCAGAAUGACAGACCAUGAAAGAUUGUCAGGGAGGAUAUUGGUAGUUAUUGAGUUUGUUUCAUAUAUAGAUGAAGAUGACUGGACAACAUUCUAUCAUUUUGUUAUGAACAUGGACAGGGGAAGCAAGGUGAUGAUCUUAGGUCGAUCCGCAGAGCUAGAGAAGUUUGGAACAGUUAAACCUAUAUCCCUGAAAUGUUUGGCAUUAGAAGAGUUCAGGUACCUGUUCAAGACACUCGCAUUCGGAAGUGCGAACCCAACAGAUUAUCCGCGAUUAGUCGCGAUGGUCGAAGAGUUUGUCAUGGUGUUGGGAGGGUCACUCAUCUUAGCAAAUGUGCUUGCAGAUGCACUGAGGAAAAAUCUAGGUGCCCGUUUCUGGAUGUACAGGUUGAACGCGGUCAGAGAUAUGGUCAAGGCGAACAUUUCUUGUUUUGGCGCCCAUCCACAGAUGCUUCUGAAUCAAGGUCACCCAGUGCACCUAAUCGGCGGCAACAUUUUGUCUCCUGCUGCUCCAUCGCGCGUUGUAGACUGUGCUAUCGGUAUGGCUAAUGCGCCGGAAGAUGGUCUACCUAGGAUUAUGUUUGGGGACUUAAUAUCAGCAGCAGGUCACCUUGUCUUACCCAAAGGAGAUUUUAGGCUAAUCUCAUGGGAAUCAAGGCUACCGCCUUACACACAAUUUAUUCACUUGGUGCACUCUGUUCCAAGCUGCCGCAAUGAUAAAACUGUAACACCCUUGUCAGGGAAGAAGCGUCCGGGUUUAUUUGCCUAACUUUUAUGUAAUGAUGUAUUUGAGUAGUAUUUUGUGAGACCUUAGGAGUUGUGCAUCCAGUGAAGCAUGCCAAUUGAAGGCGGGUCAUAAUUUUAAUUUGUCUAGACCAUCAGACCGUGUUAAUGUCUCUUGAGGAAGGGUUGUUAAUUGUUAUGGCAAUAUGGCCAACAUAAAAUUGGUAUAAGAGAUCAAAAUACUAGUGCAUAGAAGUCCAUCUGAAAAAGGUUAGU